This is a messenger RNA of Arachis ipaensis, 1305 nucleotides long. NCBI's taxonomy places the organism in Eukaryota, Viridiplantae, Streptophyta, Magnoliopsida, Fabales, Fabaceae. The record is from RefSeq and is a predicted model, not a curated record.
UGGUAACCGCUUUGCCACUGUUGAGAGUUAGAUCCUUUCUCUCUCUAUUAACCGAUCGAAGAAGCAACAAGAGCGAGAAGAAAGCAUAACGAAAACGAAAACGAAAUCGAAACCGAAACGAACCCACACCACUCUCACAUAGAUCUCUUUCUCUCUAACAACACUUUCACCUUCUUACUCAUCAUCCAUUAAUGGCUUCUUGACCAGGUUCUUCGUUUUCCCUGCAAUUCUAGGGUUUAAUUUGCGCCGUAUAUAUACAUGUAAUAUACGGUAGAAUCUCAUUCGGUCGAGAGCAUGCCAAUCAAUUCUCCUUUUGAUUCAUAAGAAAUAUCUGUUGUAAAGAUUGUUUGGAGAAGCAAUUGGAUCAUAUGAGGUGUUCACUUGGUUGUAUUGAUUAUCCAGCUGUCAAUUCAGAUGUGCAAUUUUUGCGAGCUUGCUGUAAUAAGGAAAUUUCCCGCGGAGUCAUUGAGGUAGACCUGGUGAGUCCAAAUUAUUUGAUGCGGGGGAGUACCGUUCUGCAGUUGCAUAAGCUUGGCAGAGGUGGAGACGGGCCAUCAUGGCUGAACGAGAGGAGAUUGAGCUUAAAUUCCGCAUAUAUGAUGGAACUGAUAUAGCGCACAGGACUUACUUACCAUCUACUACAGUUGCUACCCUUAAGCAAAGGCUAAUUACCGAGUGGCCUCAAGGCAAAACAGUUACACCAAAGUCAGUAAAUGAUGUAAAAAUUAUACAUGCGGGCAAAGUUUUGGAAAACAACAAAACUCUUGCGGAUUCCAGAAUAACAUUUGGUGACAUCCCUGGUGGUGCUAUUACCAUGCAUGUUGUAGUGCAACCUCCAUUAGUUAAAAAGAAAUCAGAAAAGAACCAGGAGAACAAGCAAAAGAUGAAUUCAUGUGCAUGCACCAUCCUUUAGUUAGGAGGCAUACCUUGCGGCUGCCCCUGAAGAUAAGGUUGCGUUUUUCCUAUUUUUAUCUCAGCCUCUCCGGUUGUUGAAUUGGCAGUGCGCUAUCAAGUGGCAUUGCCUUCUGACAUGUUUGGAUUUAUCAAAUCUUUGUUGCUUGCUUUUUUUUAUGUUCAAUUCAUUACUAGCCAUUGUCUUUGGAGUGAAAUCAGAUAUUAUCAUUGCAAAAUUCUGACCUCAACGACCACAAUAAGAGUGUUAUAUUGGAGGACAUAAAGCCUUGGCCACGAGUCCAUAUUAGGCCACUUCGUAGCAUUUGAUGAAUAUAUGUUGUUUGGAAAUGUAUAAUUUGACAUUUUAUACGCUAUAAAUAUCCAGAUAUUGAAGCACCAACUUACAUUUCA